CUCGCGAGAGUCACCGAGUGAGUGAGUUAGCCUUGGUCGGUGUUUCGGCUGCGGGUCGGAGGAGCUCCGGUUCGGUCCGGUAAUCUCCGCGUUAACACUGCGUAUUAAACCCCAGCGUUCGGGCUUCGCAUGGCGGCGGGGCCGGGCUCCGCGUCUCCGCGGGAGGAGGGCGAGCUGGAGGACGGGGAGAUCUGCGACGAUGAGCCGCAGGAGACGCAGCGCAGGCCUCAGGUCCGCUCGAGCACAGCGCACUUCCGGCCGGGUCUCCGGGCUCCGGGACCGACCGGGGAACCGAGCCCAAGAUCCAGCUUCUGGGAGCGCAGUCACGGAGCGCUGGGCCGGCUGCGGUACCGCGGAGGAGGCAGGGGGAACCGAGGGGCUGGCAGGCCGCAUCCGGGCCGCUACAACCCCGCGGAGCUGAUCCAGCACAGCCGGAGAGACUCUCCCAACCGGAAGAAGCAGGGCGGCCGGCCGAUGGGGAGGAAACCGGCCUACACGGUCAGCAAAGCGGAGAACGGAGUGGACGAGAGCUUCGAGGACCUGCUGCUGAAGUACAAGCAGAUCCAGCUUGAGCUGGAGUCCAUUCGUAAUGAGGAGAAGAAGGCCCUGAAGCCCAGCGAGGACUCUCCACAGAGGGAGGAGGAGGCUGGAGCGGGCACACCGCCGCCGGCGGGCACAGAGGGCGCCCAGCCUGAGGGAGCGACUGAGGUUUCUGCAGAAGACGCGUCGGGUUCAGAGAGAGAGGAGAAGAAAGUCUUUCAGGCCUUCAACAUCCGACCCCUCAGACAGAAGCUGCUAACGCCGGCCGAACGGGACGCGCUCAAACCCAAAACCGCGAUCGAGUCUGAGAAUAAAGAGCCCGAGAAAAAGGAGGAGGAGAAAAGUCCGAAUGAGUCAACAACGCAGAACGACGCUGUGGAGGACGAGGAGGGGUCGGAGUCAGACUUGAACAUCUCACUGCUGAGCAAAGAUUCAGCUGGAACUCCAGCCAAGGUGAAGGUGAAGGGGAAGGGGAAGGGGAAGGACGAGGACGACGAGCUGUCCGAGCUGCAGCUGCGUCUGUUGGCUCUGCAGUCCGCCAGCCGGCGCUGGCAGCAGAAGGAGCAGCAGGUGAUGAAGGAGAGUAAAGAGAAACUGAACCGGACAAAAACGCCGCCGGACCGGACCAGCCCCGCCUCCGAAAGGCUCCGGGUCACCACCAGGUCUGCCUCCGCAGGGAGGGGCCGGGCAGGGGCGGGGGUCAGAGGACAGGACAAGGGAAAACCAGCGGGCAGAGUGGGCAUGGAGAGGGUCAAACCUGCACCUAAAGGGCACAAUGCUAAAAAGACUGUCAGCCCAGGUCCGGCAGCUAAGCAGGCGUGGAGGAAGCAGCAGCUGCGGACGUGGAAGCUACAGCGGCAGCAGGAGGAGCAGAGGCAGAAGUACGAGGAAGAGGAGGAGAGGAGGAAGAGGGAGGACGAGAUCCGGCGAAUCAGAGAUCUGUCCAAUCAGGACGAGCAGUACAACAGAUUCAUGAAGCUGGUGGGCGGCAGACAGCACCGCGCACGCAGCAAGUCUGCAGACACUGACCACAGGAAACCUCUGCUGAAGCAGGGAGUGGACACCUCAGGAAACCUGUACCAGUAUGAUAACUACGAUGAGGUUGCCAUGGAUACGGACAGCGAAACUAAUUCCCCAGCCGCCUCUCCAGCACACGACCCGUUUGGAGCGAUCGGGUCGCAGUUCCUGGUUCAGAUGAUACCGUUCCCCUCAGACUCCUCACCUGUCACACAGGAUGUCUCUCAGUAUUGUGUGGACCCCCUGGUUGUUCGCUCGGCCCCACCCCCUCCUCCCCCACCGAUGCCCCCACCAGAUGAGCUGGAGCGCCCCCCGAAGCCUCCGUUCGCUGAUGAGGAGGAGGAGGAGGAGAUGAUGUUGAGAGAGGAGCUGCUCAAAUCCCUCGCCAACAAGCGCGCCGUCAGAGCGGAGGACGCUUCCAGUAACAGUGGUCCUCCGUCUCCAGCUGCCAGGCCCUUGUCUCUGCCCACAGCGUGGAGCUCCGCCUCCUCCAUCAUUAUCACCAGUGGCUCCCAGACACGCCCCAGCAAAUUCACCCGCGGACACCAACCCCCCCGACCCCCUCUGGUGCUGCCCCGACACAAGGCGGUGGUGGUGCGUCUGAACGGCUCCGACGACAGCGACUCUGAGGGCGAGGCGUCCAGUUCGGCUCACAGCGUGUUCGGGGGACUGGAGUCCAUGAUUAAAGAGGCUCGCAGGACUGUGGAGGCGGCCAAACCCAGGACUGUUCCAGCGUCAGAGAAGGAGAACAACCCCCUCAGGACCACGGAGACCCUGCCUGAGGACAGGAAGAUGGAGUACCGCCUCCUGAGAGAGGAGUUGGCCAGUCGUGAGAAGCAGCGUGCGGUGAGGUCAGAUCCUGCGCUGGCUGCUCCUGUGGGCUCUGAGCUGGACACGGCUGGACUUCAGCUCAGCGACGCCGAGGACAAGUUCAAGAAACACCGUGCUCAGCUGGAGAAGGACCAGGCUCUGCUGGAACAUCUCCGUCAGCAGGAGCUCAGGAAGAAGGAGUCUCUGAAAGCGGCGGAGACGAAAGUGGCCCGACUGAAGGAGCAGCUGUUGGCGUCUGAGCGGGUCGUGAGCGCCAACCGGCUGCUGCUGAAGAAGCUGCAGGAGCAGGUUCAUCGUGUGCAGCACCGCGUGGCAAUAAAGCAGCACCAGGCCCUGCGGCUGGAGAGGGAGAUGCUGGUGGCUCAGGCGAGAGCAGCGCAGAGCGGCUACAAACGCAACAACACCAACAACACCGUCUCUCAGCUCUCGCCCGGUAAGCGGCGUCGUGUGGACGGUUCUGACGCUCACUAUCUUGAGCUGAUCGCCCAGAAGAAGCGUCUGCAGCAGCUGGAGAGCGAGUACGCGCUGAAGAUCCAGAAGCUGAAGGAGGCUCAGGCUCUGCGUCAGGCUCAGGCCCCCGGCAGCCCGUAUCGCGUCCCCCAGCCCAGCCUGCACGACCUCACGCAGGACAAGCUGACGCUAGCCAGUGAGGACCCCGACCCCGAGGAGGAGGAGCUUCAGCCCACCGGAGCCACCAACACCCGCCGGCGGUCAUUCAGGGAGUCCGGCUCCUUCACCAAACCCAAACUGAGCCACCCCGAGACCCCGACCGCACCCAACGCGCCCGCGACGCCCGCCAAACACGGCCUGAGCGGCUCCGAACCCCCCCCUCCGGAGCUGCUGCUGGGGCUGAACGUGGAGGACCUGCGGCUGCGCUACCAGCAAUCCAGGACACUGCCAGAGCUGCUGCAGCAUGAGCUGCGCUCACUAGGGGGUGCUCUGGGGGUCAUCCGGCCCAGUGAGAGGGUGAUCCAGGUGGAUUUUGACCCGCUGGCAGCUCAGCAGGCUCGAGGGGAGCUGAAGCCGGUUUCUUUUGGACCUUACCGCAGUCCGCUGUUAGUGUUCAGAUCAUAUAGGUUCAGUCCGUAUUUCCGCACUAAGGAGAAACUGUCGCUCAGCUCCACCACCUACAGCAACCUUAUCGAGCCCAAAAAGUGUUUCUGUCGCUUCGACCUGACGGGCACGUGCAACGAUGACGACUGCCGCUGGCAGCACAUGAGGAACUGCACUUUAAACGGAAACCAGCUGUUCCAGGACGUUCUGUCCUACAGCCUGCCUCUGAUUGGCUGUUCAGAGGACAGCUCCACCGACGAGAUCGGCCGAGCCACAGAAAAAUACAUCAAGAAGCUGUUCGGCGCUAAUAAAGAUCGGAUGGGGACGGACCAGAAGGCCGUUCUGCUCGUCAGCAAAGUGAACGAGAGCUUACGGCACGUCCCGCCCUACACCACCUAUAAGGAGAAGAGGAAAUGGAGGCCGGAGCCUCAGAGAGUUCAGCCUGAGCCCGGAGAGAGUGAGGAGGAGAGCAGCGUUACUGUCCCACCUCCCACACAGAGCGACGGUCGUUUCCCGGAGUGCUGGUCCGUUUCGGAUGUGUGUGUGACUCAGGACGACAAGCGGUAUUUCGACAGCGAAACUGACGACAUCUCGAACCUGGAGUACAGCGUGUUGGAGAGCCCGCGAGACGUGCAGCUGUGGAUCAAACUGGCCUACAAAUACCUCAACCAGAAAGACACCAGUGCGGGGGAGUGUCUGGACGCUGCGCUGAACACGCUGUCCCGCGCUCUGGAGGAUAACCGCGAGGACGUGGAGGUCUGGUGUCACUACCUGUCUCUGUUCUCGCGGCGCGGCAGCAGGGACGACGUGCAGGAGAUGUGCGAGAUGGCUGUGGAGCAUGCGCCGCAUUACCAAGUGUGGUGGACUUAUCUGAACAUCGAGAGCACAUUUGAGGGGAAGGACACCGUGUGUAACAGCAUGCUGCAGUUUCUGCUGGAGUCUCCAGAGGGCGACAGAACGGAGGAGAGAUCCUUCCAGCUGCUGGAGACGCUGCUGUACCGAACACAGCUCAGUGUGUUUACAGGCCGACUGCACAACGCUCGCACAAUACUACAGAGCGCUCUGUUGUCAGAGGGAGAGGGGAAUGUAUCCGGGGGUCUCACUCUGUCCCAUGUCAGUCUGGCCUGGCUGUGUUAUAUCCACCUGUGUGAGUUCGGAGCGCUGCCCUCUCACCUGUUCGACCCAGCGAACUCCAACCCAUCACGCAUCGUCAGCCUGGAGCACUUCCUCCUGCCGUGGAGCUCCAAACAAGACCUGAACACCCACCCGGACCACCUCGUCAGUCUGUUCCAGGAUGCUCUGUCUCGCUGUGUGGAUGAUCAGGUGUCUCUGGCUGACCGGGCGCUGGCCUGCCUCCCUCUCCACACGAACCUCGUCCACUUGCUGCGGCUGCUCGACAGGCACCAGGAUGUGGUUGGUGUGUGUGAGAGUGUGCUGAGUGACUGUCCUCACUGCUGCCCCCUGCUGGAGGUCCUGAGUGAAGUGCACCUGGGGUCUGGAGCAGUGGAGGAAGCGGUGGGCGUUUGGCUCCGAGCCCAUUCACUCUGUCCUCAGAAUGCUCAGAUAUUCUACCACCUGUACAAACACCUGCACACACAGGAGAAGCACAGUGAGGCUGAAGAGCUCUUUGAGAAGUUUGUGUUGUCUUUCUGUGAGCCGGUCAGCGCUGCCCCCCCUCCUGUAGCAGUACUGAGGCACCUCCUCGGCCUCCCAGCACAGGACCUUCAGAGAGCGCCGCCCAGUGUCCGGCCUGAGCUCCAACAGCAGCUGCAGACGCAGCUCCCCUACCUGAGCCUCGUACACAGUCUGUGGCAGUCUGCACGAGGCAGCGUGGCGGAGGCUAUGGACGCGUUCGAGGCGGCGCUGGGAAGCGUCUCCAAACUGGAAGCCCUGCAGAAGCUCUGGCUGGAUUAUCUCCUGUUUGCUGGCAGUAAGGUGGCGGUGGUCCAGCCAGGGGGCCGCGAGCUACGUGUGUUUACUGACCUGCUGCAGCGUUGCCUAGCAACCGUUCCCAGCAGGGUCACUCUACCUUACAACAGCACCACCUACUGGAGCUCCUACACCUUCCACAACCAGGUGAUCUCGUUGUUCCUGAACUGUCUGCCUGUGUCUCUGCACACCUCAGUGCUGGAGAGACUCCGACACUCGAUGCCCACAAACACUGAACUGGCCCUCAGGUUGGUGCAGCAGGAAUGGAGUGACGGAAACGUUGAGCAUGUGAAGCUACAGACGAAAAUGCUGAGCUCUAGCGCCCCCUACUGCCUGGCCAGCUGGAAGAUAGCGAUCGCUGUGCAGAAGGAGCAGAAGGGGAGAGCUGAGGUGCAGAGGCUCUACCAGCAGGCCCUUCAGAAGCUGCCCCUCUGCGCUGCUCUGUGGAAAGAUUGGCUGCUGUUUGAAGCUGCAGGUGGGGGUAAAGCUGAUUCGCUGAGGAAGCUGGUGUCAAAGUGCCAGGAUGUUGGAGUGAGUCUCAGUGAGCUGCUCAGAUUAGGCCCCGCCUCCUCAGACGCUCAGGUGGACCCGUGAGGCCCUUCAGUCUGCAGACACCCCCCUCCCCCCACAACCCCCCCCACCUGCACAUCACUACCCAAACCCCCGCCCCCAACACAUACCCCACCUCCCAAAACAUACACCAGACCACUACCCCCACCCCCCACCCCUCCACCGGCCCCCCAGCUGCAGUAGGUAGAGCAGGAGGCUCUGACGUUGAGACGGUGGAGGAAAGAGGAAAAAAAAAACAGAACAGGGAGACGACCGUCCGUCCGCCCGUCUGUCCGUCUGUGUGUCUGCUGAAGAGUAUGAACUCCGGCUCGGCCACAGUGGGGCGCUGUUCCACCGUGCCGUCCUCUACGUAAGUAUGGAGCUGCUCUAAACAGCUGCUGCUCUUUCACUCCUUCCUUUCACUUUCUGUCCCGUGUGUUUGUUUUAGUUUGGCUCUUGUUUGGUCCUCCGCUCGGGGGGGGUCACGCUUAGCGGACUGAAGCGCAGCGACAGUAUUUUAUAGACGUUCAGCGUUUAUUUUGUCUCUCGCUGUAAAACCGAAUGACGGAUCAGAUUGACUCUUAAUUUGGAGGGUGUUUUUUAAGGGUUUAAAACCAAGCGAAAUUUUGUUGCCAUGGAUAUGAAUGGCUGCCAGAAGUAUUGUACUGACCCCAUCAGUGUCCACUGUAUUUUUGGAGACUGCUACAGAGACUGCCAGACUCCUGGUCACUCCUGGUCACUCCGGGUCACUCGGGGUCACUCUCAGUGUCGCCUCAGUCGAGGAGCGAUCAGAAGUAGAUCACCUGUUUAUGUGCAAAACUGUGUUU
Messenger RNA from Colossoma macropomum (tambaqui), 6746 nucleotides. RefSeq names its product zinc finger C3H1 domain-containing protein (gene zfc3h1). Gene Ontology annotation, molecular function: protein binding. The record is from RefSeq and is a predicted model, not a curated record. Lineage: Eukaryota; Metazoa; Chordata; Actinopteri; Characiformes; Serrasalmidae. The coding region runs from base 130 to 5964 and encodes 1944 amino acids. Gene Ontology annotation, cellular component: nucleus; exosome (RNase complex). Gene Ontology annotation, biological process: RNA processing. The transcript has 36 exons.